CUCAUUAUCCCGCGGGAUGGACACCUCGUUAAUUGAGCUUACCAUUAGGAAUCGGCACAGGAUCCUUCGAACCGAUCCCGAUGAUGGUGGGCAUCGGUGGUCAGGUUCUUUCUCCCACAUGGACCGUGCUACAUCAUCGAAGUUCUCCGUAGCGUGGGCGAUGCUCACUGUUACUACCAUCGGUAUCAUCAUCGUCACCAUCACAACCGCCAGCAUGAACUACCCUAUCGAUCUGAGAUUCCAGACUGAGCAUUUCGGAGCAUCAUUCUCUGGGUGGUCUUCUGUGCCACUGAGAAAUGAAUCAUUACGACACCGAGAAAGAAUGUUACUUCAUGAUAGUUUCUAUAUACAGGUACUUUCGUAAGGACUCGUGGUACUUUUAUUAUGCUUGCUGU
Molecule: messenger RNA, 395 nt
Organism: Cephus cinctus (wheat stem sawfly)
Lineage: Eukaryota; Metazoa; Arthropoda; Insecta; Hymenoptera; Cephidae
Exons: 3
Coding region: 17-364 (115 amino acids)
Source: RefSeq, a predicted model, not a curated record